Procambarus clarkii (red swamp crayfish) is the source of this 3777-nucleotide messenger RNA. The record is from RefSeq and is a predicted model, not a curated record. NCBI's taxonomy places the organism in Eukaryota, Metazoa, Arthropoda, Malacostraca, Decapoda, Cambaridae.
GAGGCGAGCAUUUCUCAGUGCGAGUUGUCGGAGUGAGGAGGUGUCCGCGGCGCCACAGUUCGUAUCCCCGUGAACCCCCCUGUGGUUGGUGGUGGUGGUGUUUCUCCCCGUGUGUGAUAACCCCCCGAGGAUCCCCUGCCCGCCAGGGGGACUGGUGUUUGCGUACGGUGAUUAAUAGUGUGCGUGUGGAACGAUGAGGAGAGUGUGGAUUACGCUAGUGUUGGCGGCGGCGGCGGCGGGUGUGGCGUCUUCAGAGCGUGCAGGGUCGUCGUCGGGUCCGGAGUUCGACCUGGUGCGGCCGUCGGAGGGCUACCAUGGUCUGGUCUCCGAGGACGACACUGUCGUCGAGGUCCAGCCCGCCAUCCGCGCCUCGCCCGACGUCUGCUCCUUCAGGAUCGUCAACAAGCACCACGGAGAGGCGCCCUUCGUCAUCCGGUUGAGAGAUGACAUCACUGGCGAGGCCGAACUGCUAGCCAAGCGGCCCCUCAACUGUGAGAAGCGCAAGAACUACAAGUUUGACAUCACUGCCAUCUCCUGUGGCGGAGUCGAGUCUCAGAACAUAACAGUGCACGUGAAGGUGAACGACGUGAACGAAUAUGCCCCAGUGUUCCUGGAGCCAUCGUACGUGGUCGGAGUGGACGAGGGUCGCCUCUAUGAUGAGAUCCUCACCAUACAAGCCGAUGACCAGGACUGUUCGCCCAAGUUUGGAGACAUUUGCCGAUAUGAACUCAUCACUAAGGAUCAGCCAUUCAGUAUUGACAGCGAAGGUGUGGUCCGAAACACAGAACCUCUUGAUUAUGAAAAGUCCCACAACCACAUCCUCUCUGUGGUUGCCUAUGACUGCGGGAUGAAGCGCUCUCAACCAGUCAUGGUGACAGUAAAGGUCAAUCGUGUGUGCCAUCUGGGUUGGAAAGGAAUUCCAGAUCAGGUGGAAUAUUCUCCUGGAUCUGGUCGGCUGGAACUAUUCCCAUCCUCAUCACUCGAGUUGUGCAAUGUUCCGUGCCAUGUGGAGCGAGUCCAGGCUCGCAUUGGCCUCACCACCAACCACAUUGGUAAAGGCUGCGACCGAGACACGUAUUCAGUGGCGGCACAGAGGAAGAUGUGUGGAGCAAGCUCUGACAGCAUUGAGCUUCUCCCAGCCCCUGGAGCUGGCAAAGACUGGACUGCUGGCUUGCAUUCCGACGAGGGCCACGAGGGGGACCUCAUUUAUGAGUUUGAAGGCGACUCCUCCGGAGCAAUUGUACCCGAGUCUGUCCUUGAUCACAAUCUAACCAACAUCUUCACCAUCUCCACUUGGCUAAAACACAAGUCACAUCCAAAUAUGGACAAGCACACAAAGGAACAUGUUCUGUGCAAUGCUGAUGAUCACAAGAUGAACCGCCACCACACAGCCCUGUUUGUACGCAACUGUCGUCUUAUUCUCUUGCUGCGUCGCGAGUCCACCGAGGCUAACCUCAACACCUUCCAACCAGCAGAGUGGCGGUGGAAGCUUCCUCAGGUGUGUGACAACGAGUGGCAUCAUUACUCUGUUCAUGUCAAGUUCCCUGAAGUCACCCUGUAUGUUGAUGGACAUAUUUUCCGACCAGAGAAUGGAGAGUCGCCUGAGGUGAUAGACGACUGGCCUCUACAUCCAACACGAGGCAUCAACACCACCAUGACUGUUGGAGCAUGUUGGCAAGGAUCUGAGAGUAACAUGAAGCACGGGUUGACGGGUUACCUAGCUGGAUUGUCAGUACUAGUGGGUGCUCUGGAAUCACCACGCGUUCUGUCUUGCCUCACGCGCUGUCAAGAAGCCCUUGAUACUCCAGCCAUGGAAUUGCUGCAACCCAGUAUGGAACUUCUCACCAACAAUGAAAUGACACAGAUCACGAUUGAAGGCAAUAAUGUUACCAACUUGGAGACCCUUGUCCGGCGUGUGGCUUACGUUAAUGGCAGAGACUUCCCCACACCAGGACGCCGACCAAUCUCACUCACCACCAACAUUUUAUGGAGGAGAGAGAGAGUGAGCGAGCGACCCUCGGCUCGGGAUGAUGCCCGGUCGCUGUGUGAUUCUGGUAAGGCACUGAAGGUUGCAACUGCUCAGAGCUUUGUGGUAGUGAUGCAGCCGCACCAGCCAAGUAUUGAGCUCAAUGGCACUACAAACUUUGCCGAGGAAUACGAAUCAUUCCGCCAGGGACUUCGUGUUUUCCCCGAUGUUGGAGUAUACUUGUCAGCAGCUGCCGAAGAAGCCACUGCUCCCACCCCGGGGGGACAACUGGACGAGUGUGUAGUGUCCGUCUACCCACCUCUCAACCCUGAUCAUGAAACUUUAGUCCUCCCAGACAACCUCAUUUCAGAGCUGGGAUUAGUGUCAUCCAUCACCAGGCAGGGAGCAACAAUUUCAGGAACUCACACAACACAUCACUACCAGUCUAUCCUUCGUCAGAUUCACUACGCCAAUCGCAAGCCUGCAUAUUACCUCAACCGUGCUUUCAAACUAUCCUGCUCUGAGCUGGGAGGCAGAUUUACCAGCAAUGAAUAUGUCCAGACGGUGACAGUGAUCCACCCACAGUUAAGCGUGGAUAGGAAUUCGGGUCUAGUUGGUAGUAUCGGCCCUCUGUCCAACACCAUUCCUGAGAAUCCUCACCCUGGCUUACACACUCAUAAUCAGGGAGUAGAAAAUGGUGGACCCCUUACCCAUCAUAACCCACCACCUGUACCAGCUCAUGCAAAGAUCGCUGCUCACCAUGUCGAACUUAAACCCGCCCAUACUGUCAAUGACGUCUACUUUACCUCAAAUGUUAUGGAAGGAGUGGCAGUCAACAGUGCUGGACAUGCAGUGACCAUCAUUAUUGUUGUGUGUGUUGGCUUCUUGGUAUUCAUGGUGGUGCUGGGUGUGAUUCGUGUCCGUGCCGCCCACACGCGUCACGCUCACGAGGACGUGGCUGACGCAGAGAUGGCCUGGGAUGAUUCAUCCUUGAACAUCACCGUUAACCCUAUGGAGCAACAACUAGAACUGGCAGAGACACAGCGCCUGAGGGACGACGAUGACGACGAUGAUGACUCGUCUGAUGAUGGCAGUAACUUCAAUGAUGACUUGGAUUCUUCGGAUGAAGAUGAAGGAAAACCCAAAGAACUUGAGUGGGAUGAUUCCACCCUCAAGAUAUAAGAUUUUUUUUUUUUGUAUUAUUUUUUAGUUGUCUUGACUGAAGACCUACUGAGACACAGUGGGCUCGUUUAUAAAGGACAGAAUAAUCACAUCCUUCUUUUAGAGACUAACUCAAAAUUGUAAUAUUAUUUUUAAGUUAUUUUUUUUUAAUCUAGAGUAUUUUGAAAAAAAGCUUCUAAUUGCCCUUAACAGACUAAAUGAGACUGUACAAUACAAGCUGAACAUCCUAAGCAUUCUCUUCUCUGUGACUGGCUGGUCUCACUCUACUGCCAAGCACACUCCCAGUUUUGCUAAGUCACCCAGAUGACUAACCUUCAGAAAGAUGAGCUUGGAAUGUCAGUCAGUCAUUCAUUCAUCAGUUCUGUACACAGGGUCCAUUGUAAGUGUCUCGGAGAUUGUGGGAGGAUUAUCCGCUUGCAAAUAUUCGUUUGUUUGGGAGUACUUCUUGCGAAACAUUCCUGUCGUGGGAAUAGCCAUACACGCCACUAGUUAUUACGACAUUUGUUUUGUUACUGUGUUUGUUCAGAUGUUUUACAAAAUAGAAUAUAUUACUUGCAAAAGUCCACACAUUGCCUGAUCUUUAAAGAAAAAAUAUAUAUAUACAGUAUAUAUAUAUAUAUAUAUAUAUA